This is a messenger RNA of Phodopus roborovskii (desert hamster), 5815 nucleotides long. RefSeq names its product fms related receptor tyrosine kinase 4 (gene Flt4). The transcript has 30 exons. NCBI's taxonomy places the organism in Eukaryota, Metazoa, Chordata, Mammalia, Rodentia, Cricetidae. Gene Ontology annotation, molecular function: ATP binding; transmembrane receptor protein tyrosine kinase activity. The record is from RefSeq and is a predicted model, not a curated record. The coding region runs from base 101 to 4192 and encodes 1363 amino acids. Gene Ontology annotation, biological process: cell surface receptor protein tyrosine kinase signaling pathway; protein phosphorylation; positive regulation of kinase activity. Gene Ontology annotation, cellular component: signaling receptor complex.
GCUGCCCGGUCCGCGCCCCGCCGGCGCCUCUGCGCGCUCUCACUCACUCCCAGCCCAGAGCUGCGGCCACGCAGGUCCCACCCGCGCCCAGGGGCCGGAGAUGCAGCCGGGCGCCCCUUUGAGCCUGCGCCUGUGGCUCUGCCUCGGACUCCUCCACGACCUGGCAAAUGGCUACUCCAUGACCCCUCCAACCCUGAACAUCACAGAGGACUCAUAUGUCAUUGACACCGGGGACAGCCUAUCGAUAUCCUGCAGGGGGCAGCACCCCCUUGAGUGGACCUGGCCAGGGGCCCAAGAGGUACUGACCACAGGUGGGAAGGACGGUGAGGAUACACAGGUUGUGCAAGACUGUGAAGGCACAGAAGCUAGGCCCUACUGCAAGGUGCUGCUGCUGGCCCAGACUCACGCCAACAACACGGGCAGCUAUCACUGCUAUUACAAGUACAUCAAGGCCAGAAUUGAGGGCACCACAGCUGCCAGCGCCUAUGUGUUCGUAAGAGACUUUGAACAGCCCUUCAUCAACAAACCUGACACGCUCCUGGUCAACAGGAAAGACUCGAUGUGGGUGCCCUGCUUGGUGUCCAUCCCCGGCCUCAACGUCACACUGCGCUCGCAAAGCUCAGUGCUGCACCCUGAUGGGCAGGAGGUGUUGUGGGAUGACCGCCGGGGCAUGCGGGUACCCACACUACUGCUGCGUGAAGCUCUGUACCUGCAGUGCGAGACCACGUGGGGUGGCCAGGACUUCCUUUCCAAUCCCUUCCUGGUGCACAUCACAGGCAAUGAGCUCUAUGACAUCCAGCUGUCCCCCAAGAAGUCACUGGAGCUGUUGGUUGGAGAGAAGCUGAUUUUGAACUGUACGGUGUGGGCUGAGUUCAACUCGGGUGUCACCUUCGACUGGGAUUAUCCAGGGAAGCAGGCAGAGCGGGGUAAGUGGGUACCUGAGCGGCGUUCCCAGCAGACUCACACAGAACUCUCCAGCAUCCUGACCAUCCACAAUGUCAGCCAGCAUGACCUGGGUCCCUAUGUGUGUGAGGCCAACAAUGGCAUUCAGCGGUUUCGGGAAAGCACAGAGGUCAUUGUGCAUGAAAAGCCUUUCAUCAGUGUCGAUUGGCUCAAAGGACCCAUCCUGGAAGCCACCGCUGGUGACGAGCUGGUGAAGCUGCCUGUGAAGCUGGCAGCAUAUCCCCCACCAGAGUUCCAAUGGUACAAGGACAGAAAGGCAGUGACUGGACGCCACAAUCCACACGCUCUGGUGCUCAAAGAGGUGACCGAGGCCAGUGCCGGCAUCUACACUCUCGCCCUGUGGAACUCUGCAGCUGGUCUGAGGCAAAACAUCAGCCUGGAGCUGGUGGUGAAUGUGCCUCCCCACAUCCAUGAAAAGGAAGCCUCCUCACCCAGCAUCUACUCCCGCCACAGCCGCCAGACCCUCACCUGCACCGCCUAUGGGAUACCCCAGCCUCUCAGUGUCCAGUGGCACUGGAGGCCCUGGACACCGUGCAAGACAUUUGCCCAGCGCAGCCUCCGAAGGAGGCAGCAGCGGGAUCGUAUGCCACAGUGCCGAGACUGGAGGGAGGUGAUAACUCAGGAUGCUGUGAACCCCAUUGAAAGCCUGGACACCUGGACCGAGUUUGUGGAGGGGAAGAAUAAGACGGUGAGCAAGCUGGUCAUCCAGGAUGCCAACGUGUCAGCCAUGUACAAGUGUGUUGUCUUCAACAAAGUGGGCCAGGACGAACGUCUCAUCUACUUCUAUGUGACCACCAUCCCGGACGGCUUCAGUAUCGAAUCAAAGCCUUCCGAGGAUCCCUUAGAAGGCCAGUCCGUGCGUCUCAGCUGCCGGGCAGACAACUACACUUACGAGCAUCUGCGCUGGUACCGGCUCAACCUCUCUACACUACACGAUGCUCAAGGGAACCCUCUACUGCUCGACUGCAAGAACGUGCACCUGUAUGCCACGCCCCUAGCGGCCAACUUAGAGGAGGCGGAGCCUGGGGCCCGCCACGCCACCCUCAGCUUGAAUAUCCCCCGAGUGGCGCCCGAGCACGAGGGUGACUACGUGUGUGAGGUGCAGGAUAGACGCAGCCAGGACAAGCACUGCCACAAGAAGUACCUGUCCGUGCAGGCCCUGGAAGCCCCUCGGCUCACGCAGAAUUUGACAGACCUCCUGGUGAACGUGAGCGACUCUCUGGAGAUGCGAUGCCCGGUGGCUGGAGCCCAUGUGCCCAGUAUUGUGUGGUACAAAGAUGAAAGACUCCUGGAGAAAGAGUCUGGAAUCGACCUGGCAGACUCGAAUCAGAGGUUGAGCAUUCAGCGCGUGCGCGAGGAGGAUGCAGGCCGUUAUCUGUGCAGUGUGUGCAAUGCUAAAGGCUGUGUGAAUUCCUCUGCCAGUGUGGCAGUGGAAGGCUCCGAAGAUAAAGGCAGCAUGGAGAUUGUGAUACUCAUUGGCACUGGCGUCAUCGCUGUCUUCUUCUGGGUCCUCCUCCUCCUCAUCUUCUGUAACAUGAAAAGGCCUGCCCACGCAGACAUCAAGACGGGCUACCUGUCCAUCAUCAUGGACCCCGGGGAGGUGCCUUUGGAGGAGCAGUGUGAAUACCUGUCCUAUGACGCCAGCCAGUGGGAGUUCCCCAGGGAAAGGUUACACCUCGGGAGAGUGCUAGGCCAUGGGGCUUUCGGGAAGGUGGUGGAAGCCUCAGCUUUUGGCAUCAAUAAAGGCAGCAGCUGUGACACCGUGGCCGUGAAGAUGCUGAAAGAGGGCGCUACUGCCAGCGAGCAUCGUGCUCUGAUGUCAGAGCUCAAGAUCCUAAUUCACAUCGGUAACCACCUCAAUGUGGUCAACCUCCUGGGGGCGUGCACCAAGCCCAACGGCCCUCUGAUGGUAAUCGUGGAAUUUUGCAAGUACGGCAACCUCUCCAACUUCUUGCGAGCCAAACGGGAGGCAUUCAGCCCCUACGCGGAGAAAUCUCCCGAACAACGCAGGCGCUUCCGUGCGAUGGUAGAAAGCGCCAAGGCUGACCGGAAGAGACCUGGAAGCAGCGACAGGGCCCUGUUCACCCGGCUCCUGAUGGGCAAGGGAGGUGCACGGAGGGCCCCCCUUGUCCAAGAAGUUGAGGACCUAUGGCUGAGCCCACUGACCAUGGAAGACCUUGUCUGCUACAGUUUCCAGGUGGCCCGAGGAAUGGAAUUCCUGGCUUCCCGCAAGUGCAUCCACAGAGACCUGGCUGCUCGGAACAUCUUACUGUCAGACAGUGACAUAGUGAAGAUUUGUGACUUUGGUCUUGCCCGGGACAUCUACAAAGACCCUGACUAUGUCCGAAAGGGCAGUGCUCGACUGCCUCUGAAAUGGAUGGCCCCUGAAAGCAUCUUUGAUAAGGUGUACACCACGCAGAGCGAUGUGUGGUCCUUUGGAGUGUUGCUGUGGGAGAUUUUCUCCCUGGGGGCUUCUCCAUACCCUGGGGUGCAGAUCAACGAGGAGUUCUGCCAGCGGCUGAAGGAUGGUACUCGAAUGAGGGCCCCAGAGCUAGCAAGUCCUGCCAUACGCCACGUCAUGCAGAGUUGCUGGUCUGGAGACCCUAAAGCGAGGCCUGCUUUCUCUGAGCUAGUGGAGAUCCUGGGAGACCUGCUUCAGGGUGGAGGCUGGCAGGAGGAGGAAGAGGAGCGCAUGGCCCUGCACAGCUCUCAGAGCUCAGAGGAGGGUGGCUUCAUGCAGACGUCCACCACAGCGCUGCAUAUCACCGAAGCUGACGCUGAGAGUAGCCCACCCAGUGUGCAUUGCCACAGCCUGGCAGCCAGAUAUUACAAUUGUGUGUCCUUUCCCGGGUGCCUGACCAGAGGGACUCAGACUCCAGGUUCCUCCAGGAUGAAGACAUUUGAAGAAUUCCCCAUGACCCCUACAACCUACAAAGCCUCCGUGGAUAACCAGACAGACAGUGGGAUGGUGCUGGCCUCGGAGGAGUUUGAGCAGAUAGAGAGCAGCCAUAGACAAGAAGGCAGCUUCAGCUGUAAAGGUCCUGGCCAGCACAUGGAUAUUCCCAGAGGACACUCUGACCCCCAGGGGAGGCGUCGGCGACCCACCCAAGGGGCGCAAGGAGGCAAGGUGUUUUACAACAGCGAGUAUGGGGAGGUUUCCCAGCCAUGUAAAGAAGGCGACUGCUCCCCGUCUGCUGGCUCCCCCUUCUUCACAGACAGCAGCUACUAAGGAAACACUCGGCAAGGCCUCCUACCCCUUGCUGAAACCAAGCUCUGACAGCUGGGCAGGAAGGACACCCUCAUCAGGGCAAGGCUGGAGGCCGGGGCUGGGAAUUCAUCUCUGGCUGCAGCCCUGGAGGAGUUUUCCAUUCCCCUCCACAGCCUCCCUAGCCAGAAGGAGUCAAACUUGGACGGAAGGGCUCCCUUGCACUCUGUCUGCACUGUUCCUGUGCCCUUCAUCUGGCAGUCAUCCUCACCCUCACAUUCAGUUGCCUGGUAAUAGCGUUCACAGAUGCUGGACCUCAAAUAAGCACCCUGGCAGAGAGCCCUUCUCCAGCACCUACUCUUGUCACCCUAGUGGGUGACAGGUAAAGUUAGCCCACAGCCUCCAUGUCCUUCCCAAACACAAUCCCAUCCACUUGAAGUCCCCCACUUCUGUCUUCCUGCCUCUUUCUCCUGGCCCUCUGGGGCUGAAGAAAGAGAGGUCUUUCUGCAUCUGUCUCAAAGCCCGGAAGUGGGAAUGGAGGAGGGGGGUCCUCUAAACACCUAACUAGCUCCUGGCAGCUGUUUGUAUGCAACAACAAAUCACGGUGAAGCAGCUCCUCCCCAGGUGUUGAGAAGAUCCAUUUUUUACCAAAAGAUUAGGCACUGCUGUGAAGAAUUUGCUCAUCAGAGUCAGUGGGAAAGAAGCCCAAGGACAGCCCUUCUGAAUCUCAUUCCCCAACAUCUGAAGGGUGGUCACAGCACACCAGCCACUAAAGCCCCAGGUCUCUCUCUUGAAGGCUCCCAGGCUCCGCAUGCAUGGCCUAGAACCUGAGAAACCAGCUGGUGUUCUGGUCCUUCCUUGCUUGGGAAUUUCCUCGAGAGCCAGGAUCUGUGGAUUCUGUCAAGAGAAGGCUUCUGGGGCUGGUACAGAGGACAUACGGCCUGGGGUCAUUCAUCCAUCAUUCUGUGUCCACAGGCUGCUUGGAAGCCCCUGCUUUCUGCUAACCCUAUACUUAUACCUGAAACUGACACCUGAAUAAAUUAAACCUUUGUCCUGAGAGACCGCUCCAUGGAAGCUGGGGCCUUCCUGCCCAGAACCUCUCCAGCCCAGGUCACAAUGCCCAACCAUCACUAUCAGAAGAAAGCUGCACAAAGAUGAGUCCCAUCAACCCCCCAGCCCCACCCCUCAACAAGAACGCUUGCAGGACAGGCGACCAGACAGCAAGCAGGGGCUUGCUCAGCAGACCCACCCCACUAAGUGUAUUGUUCUUCUAUGAUACGUUGAAUGCAUGUAUGACUCUAGUCCUCUUUGUUCCCUGUGGCCCUCCACCACCCCCAUUCCUCCGCAUCUAACCUGACUGUGGGACUGAGUCUCAAGCUCCCCUCGUAGAAGCAGAGAAACUGUUCUCGCGGAGGACCAAAGGCUGCAAUGGGGGCGCAGAGCCCUCCUCAACCUCCCCCACGUGUGUAUCACCUGUCUGUGUCACCUCUCCUGACUUGUAACUACACACAUACAAAAUGUACUGGGGAAGACAAGCAUACUCUACCCUUUUAGGCAGUGUUCUCUGAAAUGAUCUAAGGUAUUUAACGAAAGAUAAUAAUAAAUUUGAUGCCAGUCUUUGAGGUAUAAUGAAUGGAUUAUAAAUAA